UCGCGUCAUACUUAAAAAGAUCUGAAUGAAAGAAAAAAAAGAGAGAACAUUUGCUAUAGUGAUCGCGUCAGUGAUCGCGAGUGUACGCCAAGGACACAACUAUCUUAAAUUUCAUGAAAAAUCCGAUGAUUCAAGCGGUACUCCACUCGUUUUUACAGUUAAAUUUCACUGAUGGAAGCGCAGCUGGUCUCUCUGCUAUUUCUGGAUUAAAUGUCAUUAGCGAAAAAGCAGCAAGAAAAUCCGCCGACAAUGCAAGACCUAUCACACUACAAGAACUGUUCUACGACCAAUGCCAAGUAACAGAUCAAAUAUUUUACAUCCCGGAUUCUGAAUACCACCCAUCCUACGACUACGACUUUACUAACUACAAGGGAGAUGACAGUAACURCACCAGAGGAGGGUAUCCAUACAAGAGACCAGCUGGAUGGAAGAGAAGGGCUGUGAGAGUGAUAGGAAAGUAUGAAGAUGAUGUUUGGCUGGGACAACCAGGCUGGAGGGAAGGAUCUUCCCCAGGAGAAUGGGCAGUAUCCUACCAUGGCAMUAAAAGAGAAAAUGUCUCGAGUAUUGUGAAUAACGGAUACGACACCGAGAAAUGUGUAAAUCAAGUGUAUGGCCCUGGUAUCUACUCAACACCAGAUUUCCUUGUAGCCGAGCGUUAUGCCACAGACUUUAUGUACAAUGGUGAAAAGUACAAAUGUAUACUACAAAACCGUGUCAACCUCCAGAAAACGGAAUCCAUUAAAUCAUUGUUAGGCAUUUAUUUUAUAAGCCCCAGCAAAGAUGAUAUUCGCCCGUACGGGGUCUGUCUCAAGAAGAUCUAAAUGCAUUAUCACACUCGGCUGCCAAAACGAAAGGGCUAUAGAACUGGACCUUGAUACAUGAUACAGUGAAGWUGUCACUUUUAUUAGAGUGAUUUAGAUUUCGAUGCUGUUCUUGUAACGACUGAGAGUAGUUCAUCUAGCUUUGCCAACUAUACUAGUCGAUUCCUAUUUCACAAAUAUCUAGCUGUCGUGACAUGUUCUUGGAAUUUAAGAAUCAGCAAAACGUUGCGUGACCGACCCAAAGGAUGUUUGCGUAGGAGGCUAAUGGGGGAAAUCCCCAUCUUUUAGUCUGUCAGUACAUAUCUAGUGAAUAACGCUUUACUCGGUUUAGUUUUGA
This is a messenger RNA of Actinia tenebrosa (Australian red waratah sea anemone), 1158 nucleotides long. RefSeq lists its product as uncharacterized. The record is from RefSeq and is a predicted model, not a curated record. Lineage: Eukaryota; Metazoa; Cnidaria; Anthozoa; Actiniaria; Actiniidae.